AUGACUGCUUUAUUAGUUAGGAUCGAAAAUCAGAAAGUAACUUUCUUAGUCAAUUACUUUUUGAUCCUUGAAAAAGCCGCCCAAAAAGCCCAGAUUGACGCGUAUAAGAAGGGAAUGUUCGACACUCUUCCUCCUUGCUACACAACUGACUUCAUGAAACUAACGAUCGAAGGAACAAUUUCGCCGAUGGAGAAUAUUGAGCUUCUACGAAAAUACGGAUACCCCGAUGAUUCUAGCCCAGUUCCACCACCUCCAUCCGGUGGCCCUUCAAGUCAGAUUACCGACGCCGUAGCGAAUCAGUUGCAAUUACAAACACAGCAAACAACCACCUCAGAAACGUGA
Molecule: messenger RNA, 342 nt
Organism: Oikopleura dioica
Lineage: Eukaryota; Metazoa; Chordata; Appendicularia; Copelata; Oikopleuridae
Source: the annotation of a GenBank genome assembly